AUGGUACGGGAGUUAUUCACACUUGCUCGUAGUAAGAAGGCAUGCAUAUUGUUUAUUGAUGAGGUUGAUGCCAUUGGUGGCUCUCGUGGUAGUGGUGGUAGUGGAUCAGAGGAUGAUGAAGUGCAGAGAACUAUGCUGGAAAUUGUCAAUCAGUUGGAUGGUUUUGAUGCUCGAGGCAAUGUUAAGGUUUUGAUGGCCACCAACAGACCUGAUACUCUCGAUCCAGCACUACUACGGCCUGGUCGACUUGACCGUAAAAUUGAAUUCGCGUUACCGGAUUUAGAUGGUCGUACGCAUAUUUUCAAGAUCCAGGCCCGCAGUAUGAACAUGGAUAGAGACAUUCGUUUUGAACUCCUGGCAAGGCUGUGUCCUAACUGUACUGGUGCUGAUAUAAGAAGUGUGUGUACGGAGGCGGGGAUGUUUGCCAUUCGAGCGAGGCGGAAAUCUAUUUCUGAGAAGGAUCUCAUUGAGGCGAUUAAUAAGGUUGUGAAGGGAUACGCUAAGUUCUCGGCAACACCAAAGUAA
This is a messenger RNA of Perkinsus marinus ATCC 50983, 525 nucleotides long. RefSeq names its product 26S proteasome regulatory subunit 7, putative. Lineage: Eukaryota; Perkinsozoa; Perkinsida; Perkinsidae. The transcript is spliced from 5 exons. The record is from RefSeq and is a predicted model, not a curated record. Gene Ontology annotation, cellular component: proteasome regulatory particle, base subcomplex. Gene Ontology annotation, biological process: proteasome-mediated ubiquitin-dependent protein catabolic process. Gene Ontology annotation, molecular function: proteasome-activating activity; ATP binding; ATP hydrolysis activity. The coding region runs from base 1 to 525 and encodes 174 amino acids.